UUUGAUUUUACUAACAAAUACGAAUUGGCGGCAAAUGGCGUAAAAAGGACUUGCAUGUAACUGGGGUGGAUCAUCUGUGGCUCAUUUUGAUAGGUCCAACUACUAAUUUGAAAUGAACAACCAGGGAGCCAAAUAUAAAUUAAGCCCAAAGGGAAGAAGAAAGUUAGGCUAUCCUUCAAAAACUCUCAAGUCUAAUGUGAAACUGCCUUUGAUUGGAAAGACCAUUUACCUAGAUGUUAAAGAAAGCAAACAUUUAAAACAAUUGAGAGAAGACUUAAAGAAACUUGGAGCUACUCUUGAAGAUUUUGUCAGCCGUGAUAUAAAUUACCUGAUAACAAGUCAGCCACGCCCAAAGAAGAAAGUUGCCAAUGCCUGUGCAGAUGAAAGUCCAACUCCAAGUCCCUUUAACUGUGACCCUUCACCUUCGCCAGGUUUCAAGGAGGACAAGAAAGUCGCUUCAGUAACCAGAGGGAAGGCUCUUUUAGAGAAAGCAAGAUAUACAAAACAGGCUAGCACUUUGCUUGAUAAUGCUGAGAAAUGGGGUGUGAAGAUUGUCAGUAUUGAAGGAGCAAUCAAAUGGAUUGAAAUAGAACUGAAAAAAUUACCAAAGUCUUCCAGACAAACAUUAAAGAAAAACAUCAAGUCAAAAUGUGUAUCUUCAUACAAAUUGUUAAAGGCACCAUAUGUGAAGCUGGAAACAGACAACUUUUGUUACCGACCAUUUCAUAUGGAACUUGAUGUAUGGCCAAGAUUGAAUGUUGAUACACCAAAAGGCUCUUGUCCAUUUGAUGGCACUCUUAUAAAAGGUGGCGAUGAGUCACGCGAGGAACGAGGGGAGUUGCUGGCAGCACAAGUGGAUAUACCUAGUGAAGACACGCCACAAGAGGAAAAAGAUGUGUGUGAUUCUGCUGACAGUACAACUAAACCGUUAGUAGAUAAAAGUGUGAAAAAAUCAGAGUCUGAUGUUGGUGCAGGGAGAAUCCUUACAGCUGGAGAGUUAAAGAGACGGAAAGAACUAAAAAGGAAGCAGGAAAGGAAGAGAGGAUAUUGCGAAUGUUGUCAUGUCAAAUAUGAAGAUUUAGAUAAGCAUGUACUGGAAGAACAACAUAGACAGUAUGUAAAGACAAAGACUAAUUAUAACAAGUUGGAUUCACUGAUUCAAUCAGGACCAAAUACACAGCAUUUCUUGUUUGAAUACUUGACAAAAGCUGCACAUCUUAGAAACUCUGUACUUGACAGGGAAAAUAGUGUAAGAAGAUCUCCUAGGAAGACUGUUCCAGAUUCUAAUAGAAUUAUCAACUCCCCAUGUAAACCACAGAAGCAGUCCAUAAUGUCAUCGCCAAAAAAGUGCUUGCCAUUAAAGACUGGUUCAUCUGUUGCUAGGGAAUCUGUAAGAGUAUCACCUAGAAAAAAUCAACAAACUUUAAAAAAUGAUGAAUCAGUCAAUGUAUCUAAAACACCAGAUGUACUGAAAACAAAAGACAGUGAAAUUAGAAAAACGCCAACAAAACGUCAUACUGAUACAGGGGUAAAAUCUCCUAAUUUAAAGAUUAGAAAUAAAGAAGAUGGAAAUGGUUGUAGAAGUCCAAGGUUGAGACAGUCUGUAGGAAUACAAAAAGUAAACAACACAGAGAUGAAUACCAUGAAACGUGAAGAAAUGAAUAAGGAUGUGUCAAAAAUAAAUGAAAGUAACAAAAUGUCAUCUCCAAGAAAAUCAUUGAAUGAAAGAUUUGCUAUUGAAACUAAAGAGGCUUGGGAAAAUAUAAGAGUCAGUGAUGAAAUAAAUAAGGAAAAUAUUUCACCUUGUAAGCAAAAAUUGGAUACAAUUGAAAAAUCUAAGAAAAAAUCUAGUAAUCCUGAUGAGAAACAGAAAUGCGUUGAUAUUGAGGAAGUACAAAAUAUUGUUAAUGUGAGCAAUAAAAGUCCCAUAAAAUGUGCUGAAAAAGCAUUGAAGAAUGUUGAAGAGUGUAAAAAAAAGAUGACUGUUGAAUCUGUUGAUGAUUCUGAUAAAGAUACUUUGUUGGAAGACUUGGUAGUGGAUGAUUAUAAAUUGAUUAAAUUUGGUUUUGCAGAAAUAGUUAAUUUUGGUAAGAAAAGGACUGCUGUUGAACAAUCGAGUGAUGAUUUUGAAAUUUGUUUUGCAAGAAGUUUAGAUGGACCUUUACCAAUGCCUAAAGUUUCAAAUGAGGAAGCUCUUGAUAAGACUUUUGAUCAACUCUGUGAAAAAACACAGUCUGUGAGGAAGUCAAAGAAAGCAAACAGAGAUGUUGAUAAUAACGCACUUUCUAAUUCACCUCGGCAAGAAAACAAGAAGAAAGACAAAUGUUCGAAAAGAGAAAUAACGCAAAAUAGCACAGAAGUCAAAGUUACAAAAGAAACUGAAAAGAAAAGAGAGAGAAAAGUUAAGGAUGUGUUUGAUAUUGAUGUUGACUCGGAUAUUCCAUCAGAUUUCCAGUGCUAUGACGAAAGAGGCAAUGUUAUAACAUUCUGUAAAACACUUGCUGAGAGGAUUAAAGAAAGAUCACUGGGUAGAAGAUCUUCAGUAGAGUCCUACAAUGUCAAUGCCCUAUUUCGACUUCCAUCUAGAUCCAGGAGUAAUUCCUUCAGUAGCAACCAGUCAGAUCCACUGACUGUCAAAGGACAAAAUGAAAAAUUGAAGAAAGGUAUUGAAAAAAAGAAGACUGGAAGUAGCAUAGCAAGUUCCAAGGUCUUAAACAAGUAUCGUAAAAAAAGAUUUGGAAAGGUCCAAAAUGAGAAUGUUCUGAAUGGUUACCAAGGGGAUGAUGAAAAUGAAAAAACUCCACAGCUUAAACAGAUUAAACCAAGUAAAAAGAAAGCAGGGAAUAGAUUUUGGCAUUAUAAACCGAUUGUAGAAAGUAAAAAAAGUCCAAUACGCAAUGAGAAGCUUACAGGUUUACGAAAAGAAUUGAAGGAAUUAGAAGCCGCAAGUUCUUGGUUUGAAACUGAUGUUUCUGAUUCAGAUUCACAAAGGUCAAGAAGGAACUCUAAGAUAAGGGAUGCUAAAUUGACAUCUAAAAUGGUUAAUGAUGAGAAGCAUAAAAGCAAUGAGGGAAAAAGAAAUUGUAGCAAACCAAAUCAAACAAAUGAAAAUCUGGAGCAAGUCCAGGAAACAAGUACUGGUAAGAGAGAAAAAGGAGGUAGGAGUAAUAAAUUCUGGUAUUAUGUUACUGAAGUUGUAGAGACCAAUAUUGACCAGAAUGAACAAGAAAAUGAACCUUCGACGAAAGAACUGCCUGAUGAUAAAUAUAUUUCCACAAAUGACUUUAACAGUACCAGGAAAACAAAGAAAACUAAGAAAACUAAGAACAGUUCUGAAGCAAUCUGUAAUGUUUCAAUGGAAAAUAACACUUUACAAGGGGAAAGUUAUCUUCCCAUUCCAAAUGAAUUAAUAGAUUCAUGGAAUACUGGUGAAUUAUUAGACAGAUCUCAAAGGAGGAAAAGUGAGAAGACAUAUGUAGAUACUGAUACAGACUACAUUAGUGAUAAUGAUGAUCUUGGUGAACAAACAACAAAGAUUUCCCAAAUUAAUGUAGAAGAAUCUGUUAAUGAAAAUGGUAAGUGUGAAAAGGAGUCGAGAAGUUCUAAAUCAAAGAAACCUAGCAGAUUUUGGGAAUUUGUACCUGUUGAAGAAUGUAAAACAAUGUUAGAUAGUGGCAAUAUUCCUAACAUAUUGAGAGAUUCCUGGAAUACAGGAGGUAUGUUAGACAGGCAGGAAAGGAGAAAAGGUAGAAAGUUGGAAAUCAGUUCAACCAAAUCUUAUGUUGGAAGAGAAGUUCAAAACAGGGAUAAAGAAAUAAACACAGGUGCUGAAGUAACUGAGUCUGGAAGAGUGGUAAAAAAUGUUAAAUCUAAAAAUUGCACUCAACAUUAUAUCCUUGGGAAUGAUAAUACUGAAACAGAUCAAAAUGCAAUGGAAUAUUCUAAGAAAAUUAAAGCACUGAAAUAUUCAAAAGACUAUGACUACAAUAGUGACUCUUCAAAUGCAGAAUGUAGAGUUUUGAGAUUGAGAACAAAGAAGACAUUGAAAUCUAAUUGUAUUGAUAGAGGUUUAAGAAAAAGACAAGUAAGAGUGAACUAUAAUGAAAGUGAAAGUCAGCAAUCAAGUGAACAAUCUGAUGAUUUUAGUGAUAUGCCAGAAAAACAACAUCAGAAAAUGUGUAAAAAACAUAAGGAAGAAAAUAUUAAUACAACUGACAAAAAUGCACUUAUGCAAACAGGUAUAAAACAUAAUGAAAUAGUAAGUACCAAAAGUAAAAUUGAAAAGUCAAAACAUAAAAACCGAGUAUUAGAAGUUCCAGGAGUUAGGGCUUGUACAGAUAUGACAAAUGAAAUUCCAGAUAAAGGAACACCUGUAAAUGUGGCCAAGUUUUUGCCAAAGGAAGUACAACAACUGCAAGAUACUUGGAAUGAUUUAAACAUAGUUCGAAGGUCAAGGUUGCGCCGUUGCGAUGAUGAUUCUGUAGUUAUUAACUGUGAUGAAAAAUUGGAAAAAUGUGAAGCAUCAGGAGAAGCACAAAGUGAAUGUGAAGAUAUGAUGGUUGAUGACAGUGACACAGAUAAUGACUUGAGCAACUCACCAGUGUUUAAGUUGACAAUAAAUCAGAAAAUACAAAGGGUAAGGAGGAAGUCUCCUGUAUUUAUUAGGUCACCAAGACAAGUGUAUAAAUCAGAUGACAACUCUUCCUGUAAUAAAAAGGGAGCAAGUGAAAUUCUUACAUCAGUUUAUAGUUCUAAUGUUAGGUCUAACAACAAUGUAAGGAGAAAUUUUGUGGACAGUUUAAAGGCAAUCAAUGAUGGAAAUGCUAAUACCUCGAAAGACAUUUGUUUGGAUUCAGAGAAUGAAAUAUACAUGGAUAAACAGGAAACGUCCAUUGAUAGGACAAAUAAGUCUUGUGGUUUAGUAAAAACCCCAGAGAGAUGUCAACCAAAGAAAGAAUCAAGAAGUGGAUUUAGUGUUACACCAAGAGAGGAAAGGCGUAGACAAUGGAAACGUAAAAAUUCAGAGUCGUCCUGUCCAGAGGGGAAAAGAAGGAAAGUUGAAAAUUGUACACCAAGAAGAAGACUAUUGCAGGAUCAUUCGGAGAAAACCACUGUUUCAGGAGAAAAUGAAAAUGUUAAUGAUAAGUUUUCAUUGACAUGGUCACCUAUAAACACUGAUGACAAGAAGGAAAACUGUGAAAAAGUAAAACUUAACAGAAGCUGGAGCCUGUUGAGUGAGCGCAGUAUUUCAAAACUUUUAUCUAGUGAGGAUGACAAUGAAAAUUUUGAUGGGUUUACAAAUGAAGACAAAUUGCCUUCAGAUAUGUCAUACGAGGAACGUUCUGAGAUAGAAUUCCUUAAAGAUGAUGAACAUGAAUGGGUUGUUGAGGAUACUGAUAAAAAAUCUGAAGCGGAAAACCUUGUGAAGUAUGUUCCAGUAUUUUUUCCUUCUCCAAAUAAAACUUCAAAUUCUUCUUGGAAUGAUGCUGUUGAAGGUUAUAUAGAAAAUUCUUUGAAACAGGGACCUAACUCUUCAAUGAAGGUUGAAAAUUCAUCAGUGUAUUUUAGUUUUAAUUGUAGUCCAAGAAAAACUCCUUCCAAACAAAAUACUACGAAUCUGAAAGUUGGUAGUCACCAAAUAUGCUCUCCAGUAAGAGGUAGAGCAAGUACACCUAAAAGGAAGAAAACUGUGCCAAAGGAUGGAGUUGAAAAAGUAGAUGCUGAAAUUGAAUUUAACUUUGGAAGUCCUCACAAAGAUCGUUCAGAUUUUAGUCCACUAAGAUCAGUAAAUGGUGUAGUGAGAAACUUAUCAUGUACUCCUAAUAAAACAUCAACUCCAGUACAGAAAAAGACAAAGAGCCGAAAACAUUGAUUAGUGUAUUUUUAUAUAUAUUUUUUUAUUUUUGAUGAUUAACUCAACUGAGAAAAAGUGUCAAAAAGUUCAAAGGUUGCAACUAUUAAAUAUAUAUUACCCUAAGUAAAAAGGAAAAAUGAUCUCUAGUUUGAUUUCCAAUGUAAAGUAAGCCACAGGAGAGUAAUGUGAAAAAUGAAAUCUUUAAAAAAUCUAGUCAGAAACUUAAAGGCCCAAAGUUUUGGUAUGUAUUUUUCUGCCAUAUUGUCAUCUACCAAAUUGAUAUUACCAUGUUCCUUGGUGAAAAAAUUUGUUUCUCAAUGGAGUCACUGAUAAGUUUAUUUUUAUGCCCCCACAAAGUGGGAGCAUAUAGCGUUGCACUUGUCCGUCCGUCCCAAAAUCUUGUGACUUAAACCGGAUGGCAGAUUUUGCUGAAACUUUCAGGGAUGAACAACCUAAAUGUGUAGAUGGUCGUAAAGGAAGGAAUUUUUGCUGCGACCAAAUUUAACAGAAUUAUGGCCCUUUGUUAAUUUUUUCACUAUAUACCAUGUAGAAAUUUUGUGAACGCAACUCUUAAACCGGAUGGCAGAUUUUGCUUAAACUUCCAGGGAUGAACAACCUAAAUGUGUAGAUGGUAGUAAAGGAAGGAAUUUUUGCUUGGACCAAAUUUAACCGAAUUAUGGCCCUUUGUCGAUUUUUUUACUAUACACCAUAUACAUGUUGUCAGUGGGGGCAUCCGUGUCCUUUGGACACAGUUCUAGUUAUUUCUAAUACCAAUCAUGUUCCCAUCCACAACUUAAACAUUGGUCAUAAUUUUCAUAUUUUUAAUGCAUUUUCUUCAUACUUUGGACACAACAUCAAAUAGGACAAGACCUUCAAGUUGACCAGACUGAAUUUGACCUUUACAAAUUACUGAUAACUGGCCUUGACUUUCAAGGCCAAAUUUUUUUAAUUUUGCUAGAUUUUUUUACUAUGACUGGUUAUAACUUUGUUACGAAUGGCCAGAUUGGAUUCAUACUUGAAUGAAAUUAUGCUUAUGACAACACUGACAUGUUUAAUUUCAAAUGUGAAAUUUUGCACCAAAAAUUAAUGUUUCCUUAGUAAACCCUUAGCUUCAAUGUUUUUCUCUAAAUGUUUAGAAAUGUCAAGUUUGGCGUUUUCUCUUUUCUUACAUAUAAAUUUAUUUAAAUCUUCAUUGUCUGAAACUAUAUGGUCUAAAACUUAAAUGUUAUAAUAUUUCAAAUUGGACCUUGGCAAAAGUUAAAUUAAAUCACACCUGUUAGGGGUCAAAUUUAACCAGUGUCAAUGGUCAGUUAUAUGAAAACGUGCCAUUGAAAUUUUCUUGUCUUGAUCUUCAUGGCCUAGAUUUUAAGUACUUUUCUUGAACUUGAAAAAAUCAUGUUCAUUUGGUUAAGAUGACUCUGUCAUGGUAAAAGAUGUAUUGUGUAUAGCAUAAGCUUAGAGUGUUUAAAUCAACUGUGUCUCGCUAUGGUUCUCGGGUUUUAAAAUGAUCUAAAGGUAUUAUAACCUGUGUUAUAUAUUGUGUCAUAUCCCAAUUUGAUUUAAAGUGUUUAGGUACAAAGCAGAAUUUAUGAAUGUUAAUGUAAUGUUUGUAUGUUAAUACAUGUAGGUCAUGUUAUUAUUUGGAUUGUUAUAUGUAUUUUUU
Molecule: messenger RNA, 7517 nt
Organism: Ruditapes philippinarum (Manila clam)
Lineage: Eukaryota; Metazoa; Mollusca; Bivalvia; Venerida; Veneridae
Exons: 13
Coding region: 113-5872 (1919 amino acids)
Biological process (GO): positive regulation of nuclear cell cycle DNA replication; regulation of cell cycle phase transition
Cellular component (GO): nucleus; Dbf4-dependent protein kinase complex
Molecular function (GO): zinc ion binding; protein serine/threonine kinase activator activity; nucleic acid binding
Source: RefSeq, a predicted model, not a curated record